AUGAGUCUGGCUCGUUCUCCGCCUUCCUCCACCAACACCACACAACAUUCCGAUUCUCUGAUGAAGGCGUCUAGUACCUCGUUAACGGGUGGAGCCAAACAAGAAGAAGAGGAGGACGAUAAGAAUGAUGAAACACAAACGUCAAAGAGAAAACAUUCAGAGUCUAUAAACCCUGUACUUUUGGAUAUGAUGAAAUUAAAUUCAAAAGAGACUGUAACAAAAGUGUCAUCAUUAUCGGAUUUAUCAUCCAAUGAAAAUCAAAACAAGCAGCAAAUUGUUAGAUCCAAAGCAAGAAAAAAGGUGAGAAUAGAGGGGAGUGGAAGUGUUGGCAAUUUGAAGCUCCCAGACAUUGGAAAAUUAAAUAGAGCAUUUGUUUCAGAAGAAUCAAAAGACAGAUCAUCCGAAUAUCCAUCACCACAUACCUCAAAUAGCGCACGCCUAGUAAGCCAUGAAUCCUUUUCAUCAUUAAUCGCUGAUCAAAUGUUGAGAGAGAUGACGCCAGGUAAAUUCAAAGUUCGAGAAGACAGCGAAAAGCAUCAAAAAUCGUCUGCCUCAGGCAGAAAGCGAGGAAAAGGGUCUGAAUUUUUAAGUAAGCAUACUCGAGAUGAAAAUUACAGACAACGAGUUCUUUUAGCUCUAUACGAAAAAUUUGAAUCCAAGGAUGGGUUGAACAAGGCGUCUGUCGCAAAGAUUUUAACAACAUUUGACGAUGGAUCUUCGUUAAGCGACAUCUCAAAAUUUAUUUCUGAUUUUGACUUUAUCCAAACUAGGCUACAACAAGAAAAACAGCCCAUAACUCAUGAGCCAAUUUCUCUUCCAAAAGAGACUAAACGAUCGCUCCAGAGAAGAGAGAUCUCUUCAGAAGCUGUAAAUAUAUUUGAAAGAGAGCUUCCUAAAGCUUUACGUAUAAAAAUUAAUGAAAUGAAGAACAAUCCAAGGUUUCUUCUGCGUAUGGAAGGAGAGAAAUUUCACCAUCGCAAGAGAAACAAAAAAGAUAUAUCAGCAGAAGCUGUCGCCUCUGUUGAGACAGUUCCUAAGUUGGCACAACGUUCAGAAGAGGGAGAGGAUGUUCCAUUUAUUGGUAGAUUGAAAAAUCCUAAUUUAACCAUUAUAUUAACUGAGCUUUUAAAGAAGCAAAACACACUACAGUUUUUUGACCCUAACACCAAAACGAAGUUUAAUGAGUUUUUGAACAGUCAAAGGCCUAAAUUUUGGCUGUCAGUUGUGAAAAUCACUAACUUUUUAGAAACUGCUUCCAACGCUUUGCAAAAUUAUCGAAAUGACACUAUUCUGAAGAAAAAAGAUGCUAGGUUUUCUGAAAACAUUUAUGUUGCCAAGAUGAAAUGGAGAAUCAAUCGAAAGAAGAUUGCUGCUGAAAUCAUUAGAAGGUCCUUCAUUUGCUUUUUGGACACAAAGCUCGUCUACAAAGAGAUGAUUCGAUCCUAUAUUGAAAUUAGAAAAGCUAGAAUUCAAUUAUUGAUGUUGCAAUUUGAAAAAUAUGAAAAGAUCAGAAAUUCACAAGCUGUGUCAACGAUUGCAAGAGGAAUUGUUAAAACCAAAAGCCAAAGCAAAAUAUUACUGACAACAGAUAUGAAGAAAGAAGUUCUUAAAAUCACUGAUUCCACAUCUCUGGCCCCAACACCUCAGCUGUAUCGUACACCCUCUCGUCAAAAGUUGAGAGUGGAAGAUGAACAACAACAACCAAAAGAAGAAAAAAAGAACGAAAGCUUAAUUCCUCCUCAUAUUCGCCUUAAACUAAUUACAGAGGAAUACAUUACAAGACGACAAAAGUUUUUAACUAGCGUGUACCAAAGCAAGAAAAAGCAUUGGUUCAAGUGCCUAUUUGAAUCAUCAAAAAUGUAUGAGUUAAUUGCAAGAGCUCACAAAACAACCUCUGAUCUUAUUACCAAAAGACGAGGUAGCUUCUACGACUUGACAAUCACCGAAUAG
Naegleria lovaniensis is the source of this 1950-nucleotide messenger RNA. RefSeq lists its product as uncharacterized. The transcript has 3 exons. The record is from RefSeq and is a predicted model, not a curated record. NCBI's taxonomy places the organism in Eukaryota, Heterolobosea, Eutetramitea, Acrasida, Naegleriidae. The coding region runs from base 1 to 1950 and encodes 649 amino acids.